Messenger RNA from Vespa mandarinia (Asian giant hornet), 2205 nucleotides. RefSeq lists its product as uncharacterized. Gene Ontology annotation, cellular component: nucleus; cytoplasm. Gene Ontology annotation, biological process: regulation of canonical NF-kappaB signal transduction. Gene Ontology annotation, molecular function: K63-linked polyubiquitin modification-dependent protein binding. The record is from RefSeq and is a predicted model, not a curated record. Lineage: Eukaryota; Metazoa; Arthropoda; Insecta; Hymenoptera; Vespidae.
ACCAUGCGUAUACCAUCUCUCAACUUUCCUUUAACAAUGACUUUACAAAAGACUGUCAUUGAUAAUAGUCAGACAUAUUUGUAGGAAGCUGUAUUUUGUUUUGCUUAUUUUAGAGAUAAGAAGUAAUUAUUCAGCUUUUUGUGAUGUAAUUGGAUACAUUUAGUGACCGAAAUAUGGAUUCACAAGAACAGCAUUCAUCUGAUUUCAUUAAUGUUAGUCAUAAAUCAAAUUCAUUGUCAAAAAACGACUUUGAAAGUCUUGGUUUUGUUAUUGACAAUGGCAAGCCCAGAUUUAAAUUGGAUGAGCCUGUAUCUACAAAUUUUCUUCCAAAUAUCGAAUUGACGAAGUCAGAGGAUUCUCUCGAUGACAGCGACACAUUAUCUUUUGUCAUACUGGGAAAGAAAUCGUUAGAUUCUAUACAAGCAUCGUCUUUAGCAACAUACUCCGAUAUUCAACAAAAAUGCAUGUCAAUUGAUUAUAAUUCAAUAAUAUCAUCUUUAAAUUCUUCUGAAAUACAACAAAAGUUAGCAGAAUUGUUACAGGAGAAUGUCAAAUUAAAAGAAACAUUAAAACAAAAUACUAUAGCUAUGAAACAACAAUUUAAUACUUUAGUAACAUGGCAAGAAGAGGUAAUGAAUGUUCACAAAAAUCAUAAGCAAAAGUUUAAAGAAACCAGACAAUUGAUCAAUGUUCUUAAACAAGAGAAUGCUGAAUUGAAAUUAAAACUUUGUGUUGUAAAUAUAGAUGAUACAAUGGUUGGCAAUACGAAGGAAUUUAGUAAUUCAAUUCAUUUAAAUCAGUUGCAAAAGAAAAUAUCCUCUUUGACGGAUGAACUAUGUAAUUUUAAAUCCAAUUGUGCAAAAUUAUCUGAAGAUGUUGAAAAAUAUAUCAGUUUACCAAGCAUGACGAAUAUGCAAUUGAAAGAAACUAGUUACACAACAGAAGAGCAAAAUCUUAAAGCAAAAGAACUUGAAGAGCAAGAUCUUAAAAUAAAUGAACCUGAAGAGCAAAAUCUUAAAAGAAAUGAACCUGAAGAGCAAAAUCUUGAAAAAAAUAAACCUGAAAUAGGUGGUAAUACAGAUCAAGUUCAAGUUAAAGAAAUAAGUCAGCUUAAUAAUUCGCUCAAAGAUGAUAUAAAAUCGCUGCAUUGUUCCAUAAAUCUUAAUAUGACACAAAUAUCAGAUCACAUAUCUCCACAAAGUCAUUACUUUACACAAAGUAUAAAACAAUAUGGAGAAAUGUUACAGGAAAUGACUGAUUGUUUCAUUGCACAAAUUUCUCGGUAUUCUGCUAUACAAAAAUGUAUAAAGGAAUGUAUAAAUAUAUUAGAUGCUUGUGAAACUAUAAAAUUACCUGAACAUUGUGAUACAGUUGAAGAAAACUGGUCACUACAACUUGAGCAGCUACAAAUUUACAAAGAUAAGUUAUCAGUCUAUCAGAAAACGUUACAUGAAGAACAAUUAAAAUUAAUAAUCGAUAGACAAAGUUUUAUUAAGAUUCAGAACCAAUUUCAGAAAGUAUUUUCAGAUUAUAAUUCCAUUUUGUAUGAAUUACAAAUAAUAUCAGAAGAGAACAUUAGAUUAAAUAUAUUGAAAGAUAAUAUCUCUAAGGAAAGUUCACAAAAAAUAACUGAAUUAGAGAAACAUAAAAAUGAAAAUGAACAAAAAUUCAAUGAUAUUAAAGCUAUUUUAGAGCAAGAAAGAGAAACUUGGAGCGAACAAAAAAAGUUAUUUGAUAAUCUUAGAAAAACUUUAAAUAUGGAAUACAAACGCUUAAUUGAUCAAAAAGAAAUGCUCUUUAGUUUACACCAGGAAAAAGCAUUAGUGGACAAACAAUGUCAAUUACAUAAGAGUAAUGAAGAACUUUUACAAGCAGAAAAAGAAACAUUGGAACAAAAAUGUAAACAAUUGAUUGUUGAUGCAGAUACUUUACGUAUUCAAUUAGAAGAGAAAGAAAAUGCUCUUAUACAACUCAGUUUGAUUAAAAAAGAACUAGAUAAAGAACUAAUGCAACAAAAAAAUGAUAUAGAGCUUCUAAAAAUACAAAUAUUGUAUAAUGAAGAAGAUUUUAAUUCUGAGAAGAAAGCUAAAGAGGAAUUAUUACUUGAAAGAAAUCAACUACAGAAAGAAUUAGAAAAUGCUUAUAAACAAACGGAACAUUCAUAUUAUGGAGAUUUAGAAUAAAAGUAAACUUCUGCAAGAAAAA